CGCCCGCCACUCAAGCACUCCCUUCCCCUGAACUAACUCCCUCCCGCCUCACGCCCACAAAAAAUUUCUCCGCUUCCCGCCCUCCUCCCCAAUGGCCUCGCCGGCGAAGCGUGCCAAGCCCUCGUCGCCGGCCAAGCCCUCGAGUUCGCCGCCUCAGGAAGAGGCGACCGCCGCCGCCGUCUCUGAGGACCCCGUCGUCCUCCUCCGCCGCCGCUGGGAACUUGCAUCCGUGCUCCACUUUCUCAGGGUGUUUGAGCCGGUGAUCGAGGCGAACUUGGGGCUAUCCGCGGAUGAGAUCGAGAUGGCACUCGCGUCCAACAACCGCGACCUAGCUCGCAUACACAUUGCCCUUUUGAAGGGAAUACCUCCAGUUAACAAACAUCUAAAAGAUGAGGAUGGAUGGAUUAUUGUAACUGCCAAAAAGCUAACAGAUUGGUGGUCGUGGGUUGCUGAAGGAGCAAACCCUUUCAGAAAUAAUUCAGGGAAAGAAGUCGAGAUGUAUAAGCAGCAAGAUCCAAUCAAGCGGUUGUUGAUACUAAAAGCGCUUUGUGAAGUCCGAUCUGAGCAAGAUGAUGCGGUGUGGUAUGUUAAUGAUGAAAUGAAGAAAGGAACUCAUAUUUCCAACUUUCGGAAAGAUAAACUAGGCAGUGGCAGUAGUGGGACUACAUACUGGUAUGACGGUGAUUCAACUAUUGGCCAUAGAUUAUACACAGAAGACGUAACAGUUAAUUUUAAGCAGAAUUGGAUGGGAAAGGGUGGCCGUUUGACAAAACCAGUUACCAAUAUUUACUGGGAAACAGUUGCAACUAACCUUGACGAGUUUCUUGAAAUAUCAGAGAAGUUAUCCAGAAAGGGUCGUGCUGAAUCUGCUAUUGCAGAUUAUCUUAAGACAGAAGUUAUUCCAGCUGUGGAGAAUUUUCAAAAGAAAAAAGAGAGACGUUUAAAACGGCAGGAGAAGAAGGACAAACUUUUAGCUUUUACUAACACAUUCCAAACCCGUUCAUUGCGGGAACGUCGGCCUGUCAGCUACAAUUACUCUGAUUUUGAUCGUUCCAUUGAGGAGGCGAUAAGAGCUGUACAGAAAGGAAAAGUACAAGGUUCACGUGAGGCAGGAACAGAAGAGAAACCUGCUUCACAUCAUGGAGACAAAGGUGCCGAUGGAAGAUCUGACAUCAAUUCUGAAAACAACAAAAAUGGAGGACAGGAGGAUGCCAAGUACCUAAGUGACCUGAGCUCUGGCGAUGAGGAAGACGGAGACUACAGUGACAGGGGUGUCAGCUCCGCUGACAGUGACGGAGACAAUAAUGCUUCUGAUUCCUACAAGAGCGACAUGGAGGAGGAUGUGUCUGUACCACGCAAGAGAACCCGUCUUGCUGCCCGUUUGGCAAAUGACAAGCCUCGGCCAGGGCUUCGUCGGAGCCAACGAAACAUGAAGAAUGAUGAAGAGACUAUGCAUCCAGGUCAGGUCACCCCUCCACCAAUGGCGAAGAAAACACUGAGGCAAAGGCCCACGCCUGUCUCCAAGCAGCCUGACAUUACUUUCUCGAGCUCUGAAGAUGAUCUUGCACAGGUUGUUGCAGACUCAGAGGAUGAAAGUGGGUAAUUUGGCAGAGGUUCGGUUGCAUGCGGUAUUUUGGAUUUUGCCUUGUGGGAGCCGGUUGAAUUCCACAGGUUUAGCGUCACUAGGCACUUCCAUAGUUUCACUUCUACCGGCUGGCCGGAAUCAGACGCAGACAGCACCGGCGUUUUCCCCAUAUCCGAUGUGUUAUCUUCACGAAGUCAUUGGGACACCUCUGACCCACUUGUAUGGUGAUUUGUACAUAUGCAUUUAGACACUAUACUGCGAUGCAUCACCACUGGAGCACCCAAAAAUCUUGCUGAUGAAAUGCUUCUGAUGUGAACUAUGUUAUCCAUGCAUUCGAAGAGAAAUGGUGCUUAUGUUUGCUUUAGAC
Molecule: messenger RNA, 1952 nt
Organism: Zea mays
Lineage: Eukaryota; Viridiplantae; Streptophyta; Magnoliopsida; Poales; Poaceae
Biological process (GO): regulation of DNA-templated transcription
Cellular component (GO): RSF complex
Source: RefSeq, marked validated